AUGUGCGAGCAGAUCAUCGCCAGUGUUGCAGCCAAUAUUCAGACUAUGCUUGAAGAUACCAAGUCCAAGUUUGAGAAGGAAAGGCAGAACUUGCUGAAAGUAUUGUCAGGCACUUCGAAAGAGCAGUGUGAAAGUUCAUUGAACGAAGAGUACACUAAGCUUCAGGAAACAUAUGAAAUGUUCUGUGAAGAAAAUGAUGCACACUUACAAACCUUCAAAGACCUAUUCUCACAAGUUGAAGUUGAGAAAAAGAAACUGCUUGAGCAGUAUCAAUAUCAGAGGGAGGAGACGGCUACAUUGUCUGAACUUGGUGACACCUUCUCAGAGAAGAUAACAAAUGCCAAACCAUCACCGAAAAGGAUGAAGCAGACCCCGUCACGCCUAAAGCUGACUGACCAGCCAAUUCUUUUUGUUCCAUGGCUUGAAACACCUCUUCCUGCAAAAUACUGCAUUCUUUUUUCGCAGGAUGACAAGUCUUUCAUCAUCUUCCGCAAGUCGAUUGGUUCAUAUCUCGAGUGCGCAUCCGACGAUGAUUUUGACCUUGAUGAUGGGUGA
Molecule: messenger RNA, 555 nt
Organism: Triticum turgidum subsp. durum (durum wheat)
Lineage: Eukaryota; Viridiplantae; Streptophyta; Magnoliopsida; Poales; Poaceae
Source: the annotation of a GenBank genome assembly